Messenger RNA from Vigna umbellata (rice bean), 2055 nucleotides. Its product is annotated as GMP synthase (glutamine-hydrolyzing), putative / glutamine amidotransferase. The record is from RefSeq and is a predicted model, not a curated record. Gene Ontology annotation, molecular function: GMP synthase activity; ATP binding; GMP synthase (glutamine-hydrolyzing) activity. NCBI's taxonomy places the organism in Eukaryota, Viridiplantae, Streptophyta, Magnoliopsida, Fabales, Fabaceae. Gene Ontology annotation, cellular component: cytosol. Gene Ontology annotation, biological process: GMP biosynthetic process.
CAGAGACACGCACGAUUUGGUUAGCGUUCGACGCAAAAGGAAGUGAUAAUUUAACGAGUAACCAAACACGUUCUAAGUGUAGUAGUAGUGUUGUGGACAUAAACCCUGACCUGUCACCACUGUCAACACCAUAAACCCUAACUAGGAUUUUGUAAUUCACUUGUGAGUUUUGAGCAGCCACCGUCAGAAUCCCAAAAAAUGGACCCCAAAAACGUGAAAUCUGACCUUGUUCUCAUCCUCGAUUACGGUUCCCAAUACACGCACCUCAUCACUCGCCGAAUCCGUAGUCUCUCCGUCUUCUCUCUCUGCAUCUCCGGCACCUCCUCCCUCGCCACCAUCACCGACCUCAACCCCUCCGUCGUCAUUCUCUCCGGUGGUCCCCACUCUGUUCACACCCCCGACUCCCCCUCCUUCCCCGAUGGCUUCCUUUCCUGGGCCCGCUCCCAUGGCGUCGUUGUCCUCGGCAUCUGCUACGGUCUCCAACUCCUCGUCCAGCGCCUCGGCGGCGACGUCCGAGUCGGACACAAGCAGGAGUACGGCCGCAUGGAAAUCUGCGUGGACAAACCCUCCGCGCUCUUCCCGUCCGGGAAAGUUGGUAAACGACAGGUCGUUUGGAUGAGCCACGGCGACGAGGCUGUCACGCUCCCCGAUGGCUUCCACGUCAUCGCCCGCAGCGACCAGGGCGCUGUCGCUGCCAUCGAAAAUCCCUCCGCUAAGUUCUAUGGCCUCCAGUAUCAUCCUGAGGUGACGCAUACAGAGGAAGGAAUGGAAACCUUGCGGCAUUUUCUGUUUGAUGUCUGUGGCGUGGAAGCAGGGUGGAACAUGGAGGAUGUGAUGGAGGAGGAGAUAAAGGUGAUUAAUGAGACGGUGGGGCCUGAUGAGCAUGUCAUAUGUGCUUUGUCUGGUGGUGUGGAUUCCACUGUUGCUGCAACGCUUGUGCAUAAGGCUAUUGGCGGUAGGCUUCAUUGCGUGUUUGUGGAUAAUGGGCUGCUUAGGUAUAAGGAGAGGGAGCGUGUGAUGGAGACCUUCGAGAAGGAUCUUCAUCUGCCAGUUGUGUGUGUUGAUGCCGUGGAUCAGUUUCUUACGAAGUUGAAAGGUGUGACGGAUCCGGAGACCAAGAGGAAGAUUAUUGGGAAGGAGUUUAUUUGUAUUUUUGAUGCAUUUGCUCAGGAGCUUGAAGCUAAGCUGGGAAAGAAGCCGGCUUACUUGGUUCAAGGGACGUUGUAUCCGGAUGUAAUUGAAUCUUGCCCUCCACCUGGGACUGGGAGAACCCACUCCCAUACCAUUAAAAGUCAUCAUAAUGUUGGAGGUCUUCCGAAGGACAUGAAAUUGAAGCUUAUUGAACCGCUUAAGCUACUAUUCAAGGAUGAGGUUCGUCAAUUAGGGAAGAUCUUGAAUGUUCCUGAGGCAUUUCUAAAACGCCAUCCAUUCCCUGGGCCUGGUCUUGCUGUGAGAGUUUUGGGUGACGUGACUGAAGGAAAUGCUUUAGAUAUUCUCCGGCAGGUUGAUGAGAUCUUCAUCCAAUCAAUCAAGGACGCUGGGCUCUAUGAUUCAAUAUGGCAAGCUUUUGCAGUUUUCUUGCCUGUUCGAUCAGUUGGUGUUCAAGGUGAUCAAAGAACACACUCCCAUGUUGUUGCUCUUAGAGCUGUUACAAGUCAAGAUGGAAUGACUGCAGACUGGUACUACUUUGAGCACAAGUUCCUUGACGACGUAGCCAGAAAGAUUUGUAAUGGUGUUCGUGGUGUAAACCGUGUUGUGCAAGACAUUACCUCAAAGCCACCAUCAACAAUUGAAUGGGAAUAAUUAGCAUUUAUGGUUUUUAUUUUACAAAAGUUGUGAGGCAUUAUCAAGUUGUAUAUGCGCUAAGGCUGUGACUAUUUUCUUAUUUGAUUAUCUUAGUUUGGAGGGAUGUUAUGGGAGCGGGAAUUUCUAGUGGAAUUGAUAUGAUUGUUGUGACUGUGAUUGGAAUAGGAGUUUAGAGGACAAUAACCUAAAUUAUUACAUUGUAAUGAUUUUUUGCCCCCAUGAAUCAAUUUUAUUGAUGUAGUUUUUGAA